This is a messenger RNA of Choloepus didactylus (southern two-toed sloth), 8559 nucleotides long. It is a transcript of the gene CENPE, whose product is annotated as centromere protein E. NCBI's taxonomy places the organism in Eukaryota, Metazoa, Chordata, Mammalia, Pilosa, Megalonychidae. The transcript has 49 exons. Bases 102 to 8216 code for a protein of 2704 amino acids. Gene Ontology annotation, molecular function: microtubule binding; plus-end-directed microtubule motor activity; ATP binding. Gene Ontology annotation, biological process: microtubule-based movement; mitotic cell cycle. The record is from RefSeq and is a predicted model, not a curated record. Gene Ontology annotation, cellular component: microtubule.
ACGGCGUCUGGGAAAUUUUAAACUUAAAGGCGGGGCUGUCCGUGGGCCAGGAAGCGCUGGCGGUGGAGGAUCUUUGUCAGUUCCCUGAGACCUUAAGCAGGAUGGCGGAGGAAGGGGCGGUCGCUGUGUGCGUGCGGGUCCGGCCGCUAAACACCAGAGAAGAAGCUCUUGGAGAAGAUACCCAAGUUUACUGGAAAACUGACAAUAAUGCUAUUUAUCAAGUUGAUGGGAGUAAAUCCUUCAAUUUUGAUCGUGUCUUUCAUAGUAAUGAAACUACUAAAAAUGUGUAUGAAGAAAUAGCAGUACCAAUCAUAGAUUCUGCCAUACAAGGCUACAAUGGUACUAUAUUUGCCUAUGGGCAGACUGCUUCAGGAAAAACAUACACUAUGAUGGGCUCAGAAGAUUAUUUGGGAGUAAUACCCAGGGCAAUUCAUGACAUUUUCCAAAAAAUUAAGGAGUUUCCUGAGAGGGAAUUUCUCUUACGUGUAUCUUACAUGGAAAUCUACAAUGAAACCAUUACAGAUUUACUCUGUGAUACUCGAAAAAUGAAACCUUUAAUAAUUCGUGAAGACUAUAAUAGGAAUGUAUAUGUGUCUGAUCUCACAGAAGAAGUGGUUUAUACAUCAGAAAUGGCUUUGAAGUGGAUCACAAAGGGAGAAAAGAACAGACACUAUGGAAUAACAAAAAUGAAUCAAAGAAGCAGUCGUUCUCAUACCAUUUUUAGGAUGAUUUUAGAAAGUAGAGAGAAGGGUGAACCUUCUAAUUGUGAAGGAGCUGUCAAGGUAUCCCAUUUGAAUUUGGUUGAUCUUGCAGGCAGUGAAAGAGCUGCUCAAACAGGAGCUGAAGGUAUGCGGCUAAAGGAAGGCUGUAAUAUAAAUCGGAGCUUAUUUAUUCUGGGGCAAGUGAUCAAGAAACUUAGUGAUGGACAGGUUGGUGGUUUCAUAAAUUAUCGAGACAGCAAAUUAACACGAAUUCUUCAAAAUUCCUUGGGAGGAAAUGCAAAAACACGUAUUAUCUGCACAGUUACUCCAGUAUCUUUUGAUGAAACACUCUCUACUCUCCAGUUUGCCAGCACUGCUAAAUAUAUGAAAAAUACUCCUUAUGUUAACGAGGUAUCAAAUGAUGAAGCUUUGCUGAAACGAUAUAGAAAAGAAAUCAUGGAUCUUAAGAAACAAUUAGAGGAGGUUUCUUUAGAGACUCGGGCCCAAGCUAUGGAAAAAGACCAAUUAGCUCAACUAUUGGAAGAAAAAGAUUUGCUUCAAAAGGUACAGAUUGAAAAAAUUGAAAACUUAACACGAAUGUUGGUGACCUCUUCUUCCCUCACAUCACAACAGGAAUUAAAGGCUAAAAGAAAACGAAGAGUUACUUGGUGCCCUGGCAAAAGUAACAAAGUGAAGGACUCAAACUAUGUUAAUGAAUUUAAUAUGACAGCAUAUAUAACAACAAAAACACACAAGGGUGCUGUAACUUUAGGAGAAAUUGAUGAGUCUGUCUGCUCAGAGUAUGAUGUUUUCAGUAACACCCUUGAUACAUUAUCUGAGAUAGAAUGGAAUCCAGCAACAAAGCUACUAAGUCAGGAAAAUUUAGAAAGUGAAUUGGCCUCGCUUCGUGCUAACUAUGAUAGUCUGGUAUUAGACUAUGAACAACUAAGAAGAGAAAAAGAAGAAAUGGAAUUGAAAUUAAAAGAAAAGAAUGAUUUGGAUGAAUUUGAAGCUCUAGAAAGAAAAGCUGAAAAAGAUCAAGAGAUGCAACUAAUUCAUGAAAUUUCCAACUUAAAGAAUUUAGUUAAGCAUGCAGAAGUGUAUAAUCAAGAUCUUGAGAAUGAGCUAAAUUCCCAAGUACAGCUACUUAGACAAAAAGAAGACCAGAUUAAGAAGCUACAGGAAUUCAUAGAGUCUCAGAAGUCAGAAAAUAUUAAAAUGGACUUGUCAUACUCAAUGGAAAGCACUGAAGACCUAAAACAAAUGAAACAGACUCUGUUUGAUGCCGAAAUUGUAGCCCGUGAUGCCAAGAGAGAAUCAGCCUUUCUUAGAAGUGAAAAUCUGGAAUUGAAAGAAAAAAUGAAAGAACUUUCAAGUACAUACAAGAUAAUGGAAAAUGAUAUUCAGUUAUUUCAAAGCCAACUGGAGGCAAAAAAGAAAAUGCAAAUUGAUCUAGAAAAAGAGUUACAAUUUGCUUUUAGUGAAAUAACAAAACUCACCUCCCUUGUGGAUGGCAAAGUUUCAAAAGACUUGCUGUGUAAUUUGGAAUUGGAAAGAAGGAUUACUGAACUCCAGAAAGAACUAAACAAGAAAAUUGAAGAAAACACAGCUUUGCAUAAAGAAGUUAAUUUACUCUCAGAAUUGAAGUCUUUAUCCCCUGACGUAGAAAUGCUAAAGAAAGAGCUUUCUCACAAAACCCAAGAACUUCAACAGAAAACAGCUGAGGGGGAAGAAAGGUUAAGUGAAAUGGAACAGCUGAAAGAAGAAUUAGAAAAUAGGAAUUCUAGACUGCAAGCUAUAGAAAAGGAGAAAACAUUGAUUAAUGAGAAACUUCAGCAAACCUUAGAAGAAUUAAGAACCAUAACCCAAGAAAAGGAGAACCUAAAACAACUCCAAGAGAGCCUGCAAAUUGAGAGGGACCAACUUAAAAGCGAUAUUCAGGAAACUGUCAACAUGAACAUAGACACCCAGGAACAAUUACGAAAUGCUCUGGAGUCUUUGAAACGACACCAAGAAACAAAUAACGCACAAAAAAUGAAAAUUUCUGAGGGAACUUCCAGGAAUUUGCAUAUAGAGGAAAAUACAGGAGAAACUACAAAUGAAUUUCAAGAUGAGAUGCUCAGCAUAGAUAAAAAACAAGAUUUGGAAAUGAAAAACACCCAAAAAAUGAUGACUGAUGUUGGGGAUAAUGAGCUAAUUGAGCAACAGAGGAAGAUAUUUUCUUUAAUACAGGAAAAAAAUGACCUCCAACAAAAAUUAGAUACUAUGACAGAAGAAAAAGAACAAUUGAAGACUGACCUAAAGGAAAAUAUUGAAAUGACGAUUGAAAAUCAGGAAGAAUUAAGAAUUCUUGGAGAUAAACUUAAAAAACAACAAGAAAUAAUUGCACAAGAAAAGAACCAUACCACAGAGAAAGAAGAAGAGCUUUUAAAGACCUGUGAGAGACUGGCAGAAAUUGAAGAAAAGCUGAAAGAAAAGAGCCAGCAGCUUCAAGAAAACCAGCAGCAACUUCUUAGUGUAAGAGAAGAAUUGAGUGAGAUGCAGAAAAAUAUGAAUGAAAUGGAAAAUUUAAAGAACGAACUAAAGGACAAAGAAAUAAUAUUGGAACACGUAGAAAUGGAGAGGCUUGAGUUGGCUCAGAAACUUCAUGAAAAUCAGGAGGAAAUGAAAUCCAUAACCAAAGAAAGAAAUGAUCUAAAGAAGCUACAGGAGUCAAUUGAAAUAGAGAGAGACCAACUUAAAAGAUACAUAAGUGAAACUAAAGCUAGAAUCCCAGCACUUUAUGAGGACCAGGAACUACUUGCUAAUAUGAAAGAAGUCAGUGAGACUCAGGAAACAAUGGAUGAACUGGAGCUAUUGAAAGGGCACUCCAAAGCUAAGGAUUCAACAACAGGAAGCAUAGAAAUGGAAAGGCUCAGACUGACUGAGAAACUUCAAGAAAAUCAGGAAGAAAUAAAGUCUCUAACUAAGGAGACAGAUGCCCUUAAAACAACAAAAGAAGCACUUCAAGUUGAACAUGACCAGCAGAAAGAGGACGUUAGAGAAACUUUGGCUACAAUCCAAGAAGCUCAAGACAAACAAGAACAAUCCUUCAAUGUGAAAGAAAAAGACGAUGAGAUAAAGAAAAUGAUGAAUGAGAUCAAAGACUUGAAGGAGCAGUUCAAAGCCAAAGAUUCAGCACUAUUAAGGAUAGAAAAGGAAAAUCUCAAGUUGUGUGAGAGACUUCAAGAAAGUCAUGAUGAAAUGAACUCCAUAACCAGGGAGAGAGAUGACCUAAAGAGGCUUCAAGAAGGUCUUCAGUCUGAAAGUGACCAACUCAGAGAAGAGUUAGGAGAAAUUGUAGCUAGGCACCUGGAAACCAAAGAGAAACUUAAACUUGCUCAAUUUCACCUGAAGGAACAGGAGGGAACUAUUAAUAAGCUGAGAGUGAAUGUUUCACAGAGAGAAACUGAAAUAUCAAGUAUUCAAAAAGAAUUAGAAACAACCAAUGAUGAGUUACAAAAAAAGAUCCAAGAACUUCAUGAGCAACGGGAACAACUUCUUAAUAUAAAAGAAAUCAGUGAGACUCAGGAAAGCUUGAGUGAACUAGAGCAAUUCAAGGAACAUCUCAAAGCCAAAGACUCAACCCUACAAAGUGUAGAAAGUGAGAAGCUCAAGUUGACUGAGAGACUUCAGGAAAGUCAAGAAGAAAUAAAAAUUAUAAUUAAGGAAAGGGACGAAUUGAAAAGAGUGCAGAAGGCCCUUCAAACGGAGAGAGAUCAACUCAAAGAAAACAUUAAAGAAAUUGUAGCUGAAGGACUUGAAACAAAAGAGAAACUAAAAACUGCUUAUCUUCAUCUGAAUGCGCACCAGGAUACUAUUAGUACACCAACAAAGAAGAUUUCAGAGGGUACAGAACAAGCUGCAAAUAAUCAGAGAGAUUUAGAAAAUUCAGAUACUGAAUUAAAGGAAGAGAUCCAUCAACUUUUUAAGAUGAGAGAUAUCAGUGAAACUCAGGAAAAAAUGUGUGAAAUGGAACAUUUGAAGAAGCAAUUUGAGGACCAAACGUCAACUCUGGAAAAUACGGAAAUGGAGAAUAUAAGGUUGACUCAGAGACUCCAUGAAAACCUUGAAGAAAUGAAAUCUAUAACGAAAGAAAGAGAUGACCUUAGGAAUGUAGAGGAAACUCUCAAAGUAGAGAGAGACCAGCUCAAGGAAAACCUAAGAGAAAUCACUGUUAAAGACCUGAAAAAACAAGAGGAACUAAACAUUGCUCAUAUGCAUCUGAAAGAGCAGCAAGAAACCAUUGAUAAACUCAGGGGAGUUAUUUCAGAGAAAUCAGAUGAAAUAUCAAAUAUGCAGAUGGAUUUAGAAAAUUCAAAUGCUGCCUUAAAAGCACAGAUCCAAGAACUUCAGGAAAAAGAGCAUCAACUUCUUGAAGUAAAAAAUGAUCUCAGGGAAAAUACAUAUCAAAUAGAGCAAUUGAAGAAGCAGUUAGAGGUCCAGAAUUCCAUUCGGGAUAGUAUAGUAACAGAGAAGUUAAAAUUGACUGAGAAACUUCAUGAAAACCUAGAAGAAAUGAAAUGUGUUACUAAGGAAAGCGAGAACCUAAGAAGAGUAGAGGAAGCCCUCAGAAUGGAGCGAGACCAGCUCAGGGAAAGUCUUAGAGAAACAGAAGCUAAAGAUAUGAAAAAACAAGAGGAACUAAAAAUUGUGCACGUGUAUCUAAAAGAACACCAGGAAAGUAUUAAUAAACUCGGAAGUCUUGUUUCUGAGAAGGCAGAAGAAAUAGCAAAUAUGCAAAUGGAUUUAGAAAAUUCAAAUGCUAAACUACACGAAAAGAUCCAAGAACUUAAGGCAAAUGAACAUCAGAUUUUUAUGUUAAAAGAAGACGUAAGUGAGGCACAGAAAAAAAUGUUUGAAAUAGAGAAACUGAAGAAGCAGUUCAAGGCCCAAAGUUUAACUCUGGAUAAAACAGAAAUAGAGAACUUAAAUUUGGCUCACAAACUUCAUGAAAACCUUGAAGAAAUGAAAUCUGUAAUGGAAGAAAGAGAUAAUCUAAGGAAAGUGGAAGAGACACUCAAACUAGAAAGAAACCAACUCAAGGAAGAACUACAAGAAGCCGUAGCUAGAGAUCUGGAAAUGCAGCAGGAACUAAAAAUUGCUCGCAAGUACUUGAAAGAACACCAAGAAACUAUUGAUAAAUUCAGAGAGAAAGUUUCAGAAAAGACAACUCAAAUUUCAAAUAUUCAGAAGGAUUUAGAUAAAUCAAAAGAAGAAUUACAGAAAAGGAUCCAAGAAUUUCAGGAAAAAGAGCUUCAACUUCUUAAAAUGGAAGAAGAUAUCAAUAGAAUUCAGGAAAAAAAGAAUGAAAUGGAACAAUUGAAGAAGCAAUUUGAGGCCCAAAAUUUAUCUAUGCAAAGUAUGGAAAUGGAAAACUUGUACUUGACUAAGAAACUUCAUGAAAGCCUUGAAGAAAUAAGAAUAGUAGCUAAGGAAAGAGAUGAGCUAAGGAGAAUAAAAGACUCUGUCAAACUGGAGAGAGGCCAGUUCAGAGAAACCUUGAGAGAAAUUAUAGUUAGAGACCAACAGAACCACAAAGAGGUACUAACAUGUGAAAAAAGAUUACUAUAUGAUGGAAAGCAGCACCUUAUGGAAAGUCUGAGAGAAAAGUGCUUUAGGAUCAAAGAGCUUCUAAAGAGAUACUCAGAGAUGGAUAAUCACUAUGAGUGCCUGAAUAGACUGUCUUUUGACUUGGAGAAGGAAAUUGAAACCCAAAAAGAGCUUUCAAAUAGAGUAAAAGCAAACCUCUCACUUUCAUAUCCACAAACCAAACAGAUUCAAAAACUUCUCACUGCAAACCAAAGAUGUUCCAUGGAAUUCCAUAGAGUCACAAAGAAACUCAAGUAUGUUUUAAGCCAUAUCACAAAGAUAAAGGAAGAACAUCAUGAAUCGAUCAAUAAAUUUGAAAUGGAUUUUAUUGAUGAAGUGGAAAAGCAAAAUGAACUGCUAAUUCAAAUACAGCACCUUCAACAAAAUUGUGAUGUACUAUCCAAAGAAUCAAGGGAUCUGAAAUUGAACCAGAGUUUGGAUCUACAUAUUGAGGAAAUUCUCAAAGACUUUUCAGAAAGUGACCUCCUCAGCAUAAGGACUGAAUUUCAACAAGUACUAAGUUACAGGAAAGAAAUGACCCAGUUUUUGGAAGAGUGGUUGAAUACUCAUUUUGAUAUAGAAAAGCUUAAAAAUAGCAUCCAAGAAGAAAAUGAUAGAAUUUGUCAAGUGAAUAAUUUCUAUAAUAACAAAAUAAUUGCCAUAAUGAAUGAAUCAAUAGAGUUUGAGGAAAGAAUUGCUACCAUAUCCAAAGAAUGGGAACAGGACCUGAAAUCAGUGAAAGAGAAAAACGAACAAAUGUCUAAAAACUACCAAACUUUGAAGGCUUCUCUGGGAGGUGGUGCUCUUGUUAAUCCUACUACACAAGAUGAUAAGAAGCCUUGUGGUGCCCUUGUUAAUCCUACUACACAAGAUGAUAAGAAUCCUCAUGUUACGUCUAGAGCUACACAACUAACCACAGAGAAAAUUCAGGAGCUGGAAAUUUCACUACAUAAAGCUAAAGAAAGUGCUAAGCAUAAGGAAGCAAAGAUUAUAAAGAUGCAAAAAGAGCUUGAGAUGACUAAUGACAUAAUAGCAAAACUUCAAGCAAAGGUUAAUGAAUCAAAUAAAUGCCUUGAAAAAACAAAAGAAAUGAUCCAAGUACUCCAGGACAAGGUUGCUUUAGGAGCUGAGCCCUACAAGGAAGAAAUUGAAGAUCUCAAAACAAAACUGGUAAAAAUAGACCUAGAGAAGAUUAAAAAUGCCAAGGAGUUUGAAAAGGAAAUUACUUCUAUAAAAGCCACCGUGGAAUAUCAAAAAGAAGUUAUAAGACUAUUAAGAGAAAAUCUUAGAAGAAAUCAGCAGGCCCAAGAUACAUCAAUAGUAUCAGAAUGCCAUGAAUCUCAGCCUUCAAAUAAACCCUUAACCUGUGGGGGUGGCAGUGGCAUUGUACAAAGCACAAAAGCUCUCAUUUUGAAAAGUGAACAUAUAAGGCUAGAAAAGGAAAUUUCUAAGUUAAAGCAGAAAAAUGAACAGCUAAUAAAGCAACAUAAUGAACUGUUAAGCAACAAUCAGCAUCUUUCCAAAGAGGUCAAAACAUGGAAGGAAAGAACCCUUAAAAGAGAGGCUCACAAAGAAGUUACUUGUGAGAAUUCUCCAAAGUCUCCUAAAGUGACUGGAACAGCUUCUAGAAAAAGACAAACGACACCUUCUCAGUGCAAGGAAUGGAAUUUACAAGAUCCUGUGCCAAAGGAAUCACCAAAAUCCUGGUUUUUUGAUAGCCGUUCAAAGUCUUUGCCAGUAGCUAAUCCAGUUCGCUAUUUUGAUAACUCAGGCUUGGGCCUUUGCCCAGAGGAACAAACUGCAGGAGCCAAGAAUGUGGAUUCUCAGCCUGUUCCUUGGCACGCCUCUUCAGGAAAAGAUGUGCCCGAGUGCAAAACUCAAUAGACUCCCUCUGUUGCUUUUCUGGAGGGCCAUUUUUCCUCAUUUGAACAUCACCGUGUUUGCCACUUUAUGUGUCUAUCCCUGGCAAUGAUGUCACAGUCCAACUUAAUUUCACAUUCAAUUUUCACUUUAAACUAGAAUUGGAAGAUUAAGGCACAGAAAACUGAUAAUGCAUUUCAGUUACUUAGAAUGGCAGUAGCAGUCUUUUCUUCUUGAAUUCAGUAAUAUUUUAGGAAUUCAAUUGUUUUAUUUAUUUAUAUAUUAUGUAAAGAAUAAAGUUAUUGAAGGAAAUUUCCAGUCUUGCCAUGUAUCCAUUUCAUGUAUACAUUUUUAUUAAUGUUAAGCU